This is a messenger RNA of Hippopotamus amphibius kiboko, 4060 nucleotides long. RefSeq names its product Bardet-Biedl syndrome 10 (gene BBS10). Gene Ontology annotation, molecular function: ATP binding. The transcript is spliced from 2 exons. NCBI's taxonomy places the organism in Eukaryota, Metazoa, Chordata, Mammalia, Artiodactyla, Hippopotamidae. Gene Ontology annotation, biological process: chaperone-mediated protein complex assembly. Bases 42 to 2213 code for a protein of 723 amino acids. The record is from RefSeq and is a predicted model, not a curated record.
UGUAAAAGCGGCGACCCGAAGCAGCCGGCAAGUGAAGGGCUAUGGCCACUGCGGGGUCUGUGAGCGCGGCGUUGCAGGUGGCGGAAGUGCUAGAAACCGUCGUGAGCUGCUGCUUGGGGCCCGAAGGGCGGCAGGUUCUGUGUACCAAGCCCACUGGCGAGGUGCUGCUCACCCGGGACGGAGGCCGCCUCCUGAAGGCCUUACACUUAGAGCAUCCCAUAGCCAGGAUGGUGGUGGCAUGUGUUUCCGCUCAUCUAAGAAAAACAGGAGAUGGUGCUAAAGCAUUUAUUAUCUUUCUUUGCCAUUUACUCAGAGGACUCCAGGCAGUCACAGACAAGGAAAAGGAUUCUUUCUUUUCUAAAAAUAUUCAGACCCAUGGAAGGCAUUGGAAAAAUUGUUGUCAGUGGAAAUUUAUUUCCCAAGCUCUUUUAACAUUUCAGACCCAAAUAUUAGACUAUGUUAUGGACCAUUACUUAAGUAGACACUUUUUGUCCAUCUUUUCUUCAUCCACCAAAGAAAGAACAUUGUGUGGGAGUUCUUUAGAGAUGCUCUUAGAAGCAUACUUUUGUGGAAGAGUGGGAAGAAAUAAUCACAACUUUGUAUCACAGUUGAUGUGUGACUACUUUUUCAAGUGUACAGCUUGUGAAAGUGGGUUUGAAGAAGUACUUGAGUUAGUGGAUGACUGUUUUGUCGAGUUGAAAGUUUGCGUCACUGGCCUUCCUGUUUCUGAUUCCAGGAUCAUAGCUGGGCUUGUGCUUCACAGAGACUUUUCUGUGUACUGUCCAGCAGAUGGUGACAUAAGAAUAGUGAUAGUAACAGAAAGCAUUCAACCUCCUUUUUCAACUUCUGGAUCAGAGUUUAUUAUAAGUUCAGAAACACAGUAUCAGACAUCUCAGUUUUGGAUUACAGAAAGGACAAAAGCAAUAAUGAACUCUUUACAGAAUCAGAAUGUAAAAUUGCUCCUGUCUACUGUGAAACAACCAGACUUAGUAAUUUAUUGUGCAGGACUGAAUGGCAUAUCCGUGGUGGAGUGUUUAUCAUCUGAAGAACUUUCUCUUAUCCAGAAAGUCAUUGGUCUUGCUCCCUUUGUACCACCACAGGCCUCUAUGCAGUAUGAACUCUCUAACACUGCUUUGGUGAAAUUUUAUAAGCCCCUUAUUCUUAGAUCCAAAAGGUAUGUUCAUCUUGGCUUGAUUAGCACAUGUUCAUUUACACCACACUGUAUAAUUCUUUGUGGACCAGUGCAGGGUCUUGUUGAACAACAUGAGGAUGCUUUACAUGGAGCAUUUAAAAUGCUUCGGCAGUUAUUUAAAGACCUUGAUCUAAAUUAUGUGACACAAGCCAGUGACCAAAAUUGUACGUCAAGUCCUCCUGUUUAUAAGAAUAGUAGAGAAAGUAAUGAGUUACCAGAAAUUGUUAAUGGCUCAAUACAAAGGCCAUAUCAGGACACAGUUGUAAAGAACAAAGAUGAACUGGCAAAAACGCAAACAUAUUUAAAAGCAUAUUCAAAUUUGGUAGUUCCAAGCGUAGAAUUAGAAACAAAUGUAUCUUGUUCAACACCAAAAGUGACACUAACAUACAGUGAUACAUACCAGACAAAUGUAAAACUGAAAUGUUUAUCUCCAAACAAAGCCAGGAUACUGGAUGACCAUGAACCAUUUAUUGAGAGUAAUUCUGUUAACUCAACAACAGAAAAUACUAAAAGAGAAAUUUCUUAUGAAAAUUUACAGGUCACAAAAAUUGCUGGAAAGGGGAACAUAUUACCAGUGAGAUACAAGUCAGUAGAGAUGUGUGCUUCCCAGAGUUACUGUUUCUCAUCUAUACCAGCUGGUUGUGUUUUGCCAGUGGGUGGUAAUUUUGAGAUCUUGUUGCAUUACUAUCUUCUCAGCUAUGCCAAAAAAUGCCAGCAGUCAGAAGAAACCAUGGUUAGUAUGAUAAUAGCUAAUGCACUUUUAUGCAUUCCCAAAAUCUUGUAUAAGUCUAAGAAAGGAAAUUACAGCUUUCCACAAAUAUAUAUAAGAGCUCUCCAUGCACUGCAAACCAGUCAACCCGUGAUAAGCAACCAGACAGGUUUGGAAUCAGUUGCUGGUAAAUACCAGUUACUAACUUCAGUUCUUCAGUGUUUGACAAACAUUUUAACCAUUGACUUGGUGAUCAAUAUUAGGAGACAACCUCAGGAAAUUUAUGAUCAAGAUUCAGAAGAGGAACUGUAAAUUUGGAAGCUUUUUAUUAACCCAAAGUUUUAAUCCAGCUCAAGCCAUAAAGCAAGGCAGGCAUGUGACAACUGAUUUUCAAGUUAAUUCAGUCUCGUUAGGAAAACAACAUAACUUAAAAAGUCUUUAGAAGUGCACAAGGCCAGCAGACAUUCAGACACAAAUAUGAGCGACUACAUCAGGGAACAGUUCUGAGAAGGAAUCCUGAAUGGGUGAAGCCAAGCUCGAAGUAAGUGUGUCUUUUUUCCCCUCAGUAUCCCUGUGUCUCAGCUCUGUGUUACUCUGUGUUUGGGGGAAGGUGUUUCCUUAUAGCUCCUUUUUACUUUUCUGUAUCUUUUCACUAUUCAUACCUUCUCCUUUGCCUUUCUAUAUCUAGUUAAUAGAAUAAUCUCAGGUUUGGAUGUGGUCUUCAAAUGCCAUCCUGCUUUUUGUUUAUAAUAUAAAACAUUAUUUGUUUUAUUUAAAAUGAUUUAUUUUCCCUACUCAUAAUUUCUAUAGCAAUGAGUAAAAGUCUCAUUUUUUUUCUCAAACAGCAUAUGAGUACAAUUAGUUUUUACUUUUAUGUGGCCUCUUGUUUAGAGCCUGGGUAGAUUUUUUUCAUCAUUCAUACACCACUGAGUAUGUCACCAUAAAUAUGACCUUGUGCAUUGUAAACUUAUUUUCAUUUCUUUAGUUGAAAGUUAAUUCCAUAAAGGAUGUGAAAUUCAUACUAUCAUUUUUCUCCUGUCCUCUUAAGAGCUUGCAAAAAUAAUUCAUGUAUUUGCUGGGUUUUCUUGUAUUUGCUGCAUAGCCAGAGUUCAGUAGUGACAAAUAAUUUGAGAAUUAUAGUUGGCUUUCCAGUCCUUGGGUUCUACAUCUGUGGAUUCAACCACCUGUGGAUUGAAUAUAUUCAGGAAAAAAAAUUCCAGAAAGUUGCAAAAAGCAAAACUUUUAACUUGUCAGGUGCACUGGCAACUAUUUAUAUAGUAUUUACAUUGUAUGAGGUAUUAUAAGUAAGCUAGAGAUGAUUUAAAGUACACAAAAUGAUGUGCGCAGGUUAUAUGCAAACACUGUGCCAUUUUAUAUAAGGGACUCACGCAUCCACAGAUUCGGGGGCGGGGGGGGGUUGGUGUUCUGGAGCCAGUCCCCCUUGGAUCCCGAGAGACGACUGUAUUCAUUUCUAAUAUGAGUUUUUCAAUGUUUAUAUUUUAUCUUAAAGCUUUAUAAAUGCAAAUAAUACUGUGCAUCUAGCUGUGAAUAAGGACAGUGUCUUCUACUUUUACUAGUUCUCUGUAACACCCCAGGCAGUGCUAUGUUCAUACCAAGUAUUCAAAAGUGCUUGUUAAAUAAAACUGUUAUCUUUAAUCUGUUCUAAUUAUGUAUUUCCAGUUUACUAAUUCAAGAAAUUUUUAUUGAGUGCUUACUGUGUGCCAAAUGCUGAAUAUACCAUGGUAAACAAAUAGAUAAAUCUUUCCUCAAAGGUUAAUGGGUAGUAAUAGUGACACCACUUGAACUGAGAUUAAAUUUAGGAAAACCAAUUAAAAUUUCAUUACAGUUAAACUUGAAAAAGCAAUGACUAAUAAUGUAUUUAAAAACUGUAAUAUUCCAUCAUGCAGAUCUCAUGAUCUUGUAUGUUAAAUAUAAUUUCAUUUUUAUAAAUUUUAUGCUGUAUGUAAUAACAUUAUUUUACUUCUGUGAUUAUUGAGAGAAUGUAUCAGCUCUGUUUCCUAUACUGAAUUCAUAGAUAUAUAAACAUACUGUAAAAUUGUUGUAUAAUUUUUUCCAUUCAUUUUUUUAAAUUGCCCAUCAGGUCACUUGAUAGCUUUGCUUUAUUUUGUUGUUGUUGUUUUAAAUACUUCCCCAUCAUU